Molecule: messenger RNA, 864 nt
Organism: Medicago truncatula (barrel medic)
Lineage: Eukaryota; Viridiplantae; Streptophyta; Magnoliopsida; Fabales; Fabaceae
Product: putative E3 ubiquitin-protein ligase RING1a
Exons: 7
Coding region: 15-476 (153 amino acids)
Molecular function (GO): metal ion binding
Source: RefSeq, a predicted model, not a curated record
CAAAACACUUCACAAUGUCACAGCAGAAUUCUCAUGAGGAGACUGGGAGUGAGAAUAGGAUAGACAACAGCCAGGAGAAAUCCAAAGAUAAACUAGUUGAAUUGGAUCAAGGGAAUUCAUCUGACAACCAAAAAAAAAAAGAUGAAGAACAAGAAUAUGUGAGGGUGACUAUGUCUGAAAUACGCAAGAAUGUUGAGUGUCCUAUCUGCCUUGGCAUCAUUCGAAAAACAAGAACUUCAAUGGAAUGCAUGCAUCGCUUUUGCAAAGUGUGCAUAGACAAGUGCAUGCGUAGGGGCACCAAUGAAUGCCCUACAUGUCGUACACAUUUUCCUAGCCGACGUGCACUGAGAGAUGAUCCAAACUAUGAUGCUUUGAUUGCAGCUAUUUACCCAAAUAUCGACAAGGUUGAGAAAGAGGAAGAAGCUUUGCUCGAAGAAGAGUUUUCUCAACUUAAGAAGGUUCCUAGAAAGUUUUAAGUGCAUUGUAUGCUUUGGGAUCGAUAUGGUGGUUGAUUUUGUGUAACUUAAAUAUCCUAUAUAUAGUACAAUAUAUAUUAUUCAAGAUAUUAGUACAAAUUAAAUUUGAUGUAUCAACCUGGAUGUUAAUUAUAUAUUGUCAUUGGUUUGCAACAAUCACACAAGAAUACUCUUGUGCGGUAGACAAAACUUUGUUAUGUUUUGAAAUUUUGAUAUUAAUAUCUCAAAUUAGUAGAAUUGAUAUUUCUUCUUUGAUCUCCGAGUAAUGCAUGUAUGUGGUUCAAGUUCAAGUUCUAUAAUGGGUUUAGGUUCAAUAUUAAAGACUAAGGGAUGUGUGGAAUGAUAUGUGCAAUGAAAAGUUUGAUUAGUAUCAUGGUAAAAUAUAAUC